AAGAAACCAAGAUACACAGAAUAUGGAGGGCCAGACAAGCUGCUUGAUUCUUGCACUGCUGUGUUUCCUUCACCUGACCUCCUCUAGUAUUGAAACCUCCAGUGUCCCCAAAGAGAACCCGGCAAAGGAAAUGAUUCGAGUCGGGCUAGUUUUCAGCAUGAGCUCAUCCAGGGGGAAGAUGGUGGAGAGCUGUAUAUCCAUGGCGCACUCCGAUUUCUAUGGCGCGCACCCCGACUACCGUACCCGAUUGUCGCUUCUCGUAAGAGAUCCAAAGGAUGACGUCGUCGAUGCGGCAUCAGCAGUUGUAGACUUAAUGGAGAAUGAAGAAGUCCAUGCAAUCCUGGGCCCAGAAUGGUCCUCGCAAGCCAAAUUUGUAAUCGACUUAGGAGCUAAAGCUCGAGUCCCAAUCAUAUCCUUCUCAGCUACAAGCCCAUCCCUUUCUCCCAUGCGAAGCCAUUAUUUCGUUCGGACAGCCUACGAUGACAGUUCACAAGUUGGUGCUUUAGCGGCUGUAGUUCAAGCUUAUGGUUGGAGGGAAAUAACCCUUGUUUAUGAAGACACUGACUAUGGCAACGGCUUGGUUCCAUACCUUGUUGAUGCUUUCCAAGAGGUCGAUGCUCAGAUCUCUUAUAGAAGCGUUAUUCCUCCAUCUGCGGAGGAUGUCGACAUCGUAAAAGAGCUCAAUAAGUUGUUAACGAUGCAGACAAGAGUGUUUCUUGUUCACAUGACCGCCGUGAUCGGGUCUAGGUUCUUUGUUCUAGCGAGUAAUGCGGGACUGAUGAACGAGGAGUUUGCGUGGAUUGUCACCGAUGGUUUGUCGUCUUCACUAGACCCCGUCAGCUCUAAUGCUUUGAAGUCAAUGCAAGGUGUACUAGGCGUAAAGCCCCAUCUACCACCAUCGGAGUCUCGUAGAGAUUUCAAAGAGAGAUGGACGAAGGUUUGCGCCAAGAUAAAUCCACACAACGAGAUUGCUGAUCUGAGUCUCUUUGGCUUAUGGGCAUACGAUACAGUCACGGCAUUAGCCUUAGCAGGAGAGAUGGCAUGGGAGCCUGCAAAGUCUAGCUCCCUAAAGCCGAAUACCAGCAGAAACAAGCUCAACUUUUCGUCUAUCGGGAUUUCGGAGAUGGGCCCAAAAUUGCUUCACAACAUUCAAAGCAUCAACUUUCAAGGCCUUGGCGGAGAAUUUAACUUGCCCGACGGUGAACUUCAUCCCUCUGCAUUCGAAAUCUUUAACAUAGUAGAGAAUAAAGAGAAAAUCAUUGGAUAUUGGACUUUGGCACAAGGACUUUCACGCAAAUUGAAUUCAUCGACAAAGGUAUAUUACACAGCUUCAGCCAACGAUUUGAAAGCCCCUAUUUGGCCAGGACAUACACGAAAGUCACCAAAAGGUUGGGUGAUGCCGAUAUUAGGAAAGAAACUAAAGAUCGGGGUUCCAAAGAAAGACGGCUUUAGCGAGUUUUUCAAAAUCGAAUGGGAUCCGCAUACGAGCGUGCCCAGCUACUCAGGAUUCGUCCAUGACAUGUUUCUCACGGUACUGCAAGCAUUGCCUUUCGCUGUUCCUUACCGGUAUGUACCUUUUGUGAAUGAGAGCAGGCAAAGUGCAGGAACUUAUGAUGAUAUGCUGUACAAAAUUAAACUUCAGAAAUUCGAAGCCGUUGUAGGAGACACGACUAUCGUCGCGAAUCGCUCAACCUACGUCGAUUUCACACUUCCCUACUCAGAAUCCGGUGUAGCAAUGGUAGUCGCCAUUAAGGAUGACGAGCGGAGGAACAUGUGGGUCUUCUUAAAACCAUUGAGUUGGAAUCUCUGGCUAACGACCGGUUUGGCUUUCAUUUCUACUGGGCUAGUGGUGUGGCUGCUCGAACAUCGUACGAAUGAAGAAUUUAGGGGUCGUCGUAGUGAACAAAUCGGUUUUCUACUCUGGUUUUCCUUCUCCACACUGGUGUUUGCUCACAGAGAGAGGAUUGCAAACAACUUGACAAGGCUUGUGCUUAUCGUAUGGGUAUUUGUGGUGCUUAUCCUGACUCAAAGCUAUACUGCAAAUUUAGCUUCAUUUUUGACCGUGCAACGCUUACGGCCGAAGUUUGUCGACGUGCAAGACUUGAUAAGGGAUGGCCUUUUCGUCGGGUAUCAGAAAGAUUCUUUCGUGAAAGGACUUCUCGUGCGACAGCUCAAAUUCAACGAGUCCAGACUCAUUCCUUAUGGCUCGCCGGAGGAAUACCACGAGGCGCUAUCGAAAGGAAGCGAUAACGGAGGAGUAGCGGCAAUAUUUGAUGAACUGCCAUUCGUGAAAAUCUUCCUUGCCAGAUAUUGCAACAAGUACCAAAUGGUAGGACCAACCUAUAAAACCGACGGGUUUGGCUUUGCCUUUCCAUUGGGGUCUCCUUUGGUCUCCCACUUUUCAAGGGCAAUCUUGAAUGUCACUCAAGAUAAAGAGAAAAUGGACGCGAUCGAAAGAAAAUACUUCAGCAGCCAAAGCUCGUGCCAAGAUCAGGAUGCUGCGAUCCUGUCGGACAAUCUUAGCCUAAGCGUGGACAGCUUCGGAGGGCUCUUCAUCAUCACCGGCGUCGUCUCGGCAUCCUCAGUGUUUGUAUAUGUGGCUUCUUUCUUCUAUUCUCAUUGGCCUCGCCCGAGCGCGAUUCGCCGCGGGGAUUCCUCCCUUCGGUCCAAGCUUUCAGAAACUGCGAACAGCUUCUUUCGGGAGCACGGAUUAAUUGGUUUUUCGGAGAGAAAUAGAUCGCAGGUUGUUCCGACCUCGCGUUGUCGAAGUUGGGAGGGCUCUCCUAAUAGUGAAGUUGAAGUGAUGGCGAGGAGACCAAACGAAGGACAGAGGCCAGUACUCAUUAUACACGUUUGAAUAAUGAAGAUCGUGUUUUAAGACAAGCUCCUCGAGCAUGAGAACGAUUAUCACAUCUAGCCUAUGUAUAUGCACAUUUUAGCAAUUUCUCUUUUAUUUGAU
Rhodamnia argentea is the source of this 2959-nucleotide messenger RNA. Its product is annotated as glutamate receptor 2.8-like. Lineage: Eukaryota; Viridiplantae; Streptophyta; Magnoliopsida; Myrtales; Myrtaceae. The transcript has 5 exons. Gene Ontology annotation, molecular function: signaling receptor activity; ligand-gated monoatomic ion channel activity. The record is from RefSeq and is a predicted model, not a curated record. The coding region runs from base 23 to 2857 and encodes 944 amino acids. Gene Ontology annotation, cellular component: plasma membrane.